UGAGAGAGAGAGAGAGUAGAUUUUCUUUCGAGUUCAAAUCAGAAGUCCACGGAGUUUCGAUAGAGGAGAGAGAGAGAGAGAGAGAGAGAGAGAGAGAAGAGAGGAGUUCAAUUUUAGCUUCUAUAUCUGCAAGUUCGUUUUGUUAAUUCAUUGCGGGAAUUUCUGAUUCCGAUUCCGAUUCUGUCACUUUCUCGAGAAAAGUUUUUCUCGUCAAACCACCGAGAGAAAAAGGGAAGAAACGAGUCUCGAGUUCCGGAUGUUCUUGAGCUAAAUGACGAUCGUACAUAUAUGCCAGCCCUCUCGAGACUUGAUUGAUCAAUCAAUGGACCGGUUUUCUCGCUUUUUUCCCUGUCUUUCCGAUCCCGCUCGGAGAUCUGCCCUGGGUUUGAAAGUUUCGUUGGUGAUUCUUCAUGUGAUAUAUGUGGGUAUUCUUUUUCUAUUUGAUGGAGAUUUGAUAGAGAAAACUAAGAGAGAACCUUGGUAUACUUCUAUAUACUUGCUGCUCUUUGUUGCCACAUUGGUUCAAUACUUUAUUACCUCCAGUUCAUCACCCGGAUAUGUAAUUGAUGCGAUUAGGGCUGUCAACGAGUCAAAUGCAAUUUGUAAGAGUUUAUCUGUGGCCUCAAAACAGCCUGCUCCAAGCAAAAGUGGAAAUACGGUUGUGAUUACCGACUCAAGUCAGUCGGCUUUUUCAGGAAAUAAUUUAACAUCUUGGACUAAGCUAGUGAUGGACAUGUAUCCACCUGGAACCUCCAUUAGAACGUUUACUUGCUCCUACUGUAACGUUGAACAGCCUCCACGAGCAAGACACUGUCAUGAUUGUGAUAGAUGCGUCCUUCAGUUUGAUCAUCAUUGUGUUUGGCUUGGAACAUGUGUUGGCCAGGGUAACCAUUGUAAAUUUUGGUGGUACAUUUUUGAAGAAACAGCUUUGUGUUUGUGGAUUGGCUUUCUUUAUAUUACUUACCUGAAGGCUAAUAUAGCAAAAGCUUGGUGGAAGGUUGCAAUCGUGAUAUUGCUGUUGAUUAUUUUGUCAAUAUCCUUGGUCUUUCUGCUGCUCCUGCUAACCUUUCAUAGCUAUCUUGCUCUGACAAAUCAGACCACAUUUGAACUAAUAAGACGUAGACGCAUCCCGUAUCUAAGGGGACUUCCUGCAAGAGUGAAUCCUUUUAGCGAAGGAAUAUGUAGAAAUCUCUACCGUUUCUGCUGCGCGCAAACUAGUAUAUACAAGUUGGAGCUGCUGCCUACGGCUCAGGAACUGGAGGAAAAAUCAAGACCUUACACAUGUUUGGAUUGUGUAACCUGUCGUUGUUGCUAAUAUUAUAUAUAUGCAUUGUUGAAUUAAUUGCGUGUUCAAAAAAUUAAUUGGGAGCAUCAUAGAUUCAUAUUUAGAAAAGUGUGUUUGUAGUCCUAUUUGUUGGCAUCAGAGAAGGUUUUGUGGGUUCUCAUUUUAGGGAUAUAGAGAUUUAAUUUAGGUUAUGUUGUUGUCAUAGACUUGGUUUGCUACCAUGUAAUUUUUUUGUCGGAUGAGCGAUUCUGGAUCAUGUUUUUGUACAAUUUAUAUACACCAAGGCUUCUCAGA
Messenger RNA from Morus notabilis, 1579 nucleotides. Its product is annotated as protein S-acyltransferase 10. Lineage: Eukaryota; Viridiplantae; Streptophyta; Magnoliopsida; Rosales; Moraceae. Gene Ontology annotation, molecular function: protein-cysteine S-palmitoyltransferase activity. Gene Ontology annotation, biological process: protein targeting to membrane; peptidyl-L-cysteine S-palmitoylation. The record is from RefSeq and is a predicted model, not a curated record. The transcript is spliced from 11 exons. The coding region runs from base 272 to 1315 and encodes 347 amino acids. Gene Ontology annotation, cellular component: Golgi apparatus; endoplasmic reticulum.